Molecule: messenger RNA, 1803 nt
Organism: Labrus bergylta (ballan wrasse)
Lineage: Eukaryota; Metazoa; Chordata; Actinopteri; Labriformes; Labridae
Gene: atf4b
Product: activating transcription factor 4b
Biological process (GO): regulation of transcription by RNA polymerase II
Cellular component (GO): ATF1-ATF4 transcription factor complex; nucleus; ATF4-CREB1 transcription factor complex
Molecular function (GO): DNA-binding transcription activator activity, RNA polymerase II-specific; RNA polymerase II transcription regulatory region sequence-specific DNA binding
Source: RefSeq, a predicted model, not a curated record
CCUCAUGCGCCAUUUUCCCUUCUCAGGAACAAACAACCCGAAGUGACACCAUCGUUGAACAUUGCUCUUUCGGCCGAAAUGGCAGUGUAAACGUGUGCAGCGACCCAGCAGCCAACCAAACAGUGCAUCCAGCCAGUGCACUGAGUCACUCUCAAUUCAGCAAAUAUGUCGUCCUACGUGGAAACCCUCACUACUGCUGCUUUCGACAGCAUAAAAGAGUUCGAGACUUGCCUACUGUCGCGCGCUCCGUUCGUGACCAACAACAGCCACUAUGACCAUGAUGAUGACAAACUCACAGUUUGGCCUGGAAGACAUGGAGGACCUUCUCUGGGGACCUUCCUCUCCCAUGGCUGACCACAUGGACCACCUCUCUUUUCGCCCUGACCAAGAAGAAGAACAACAGAAAGGAGGAGGAGGAAUGUCAGUGGAGGGGGACGCUUCACCUGUUUCCCCCCUCGCCUCCUCAUCACAGUCUUCUUCCUCAUCUCCUCCUCCCUUCUACUCUCCUCCACCCUCGCCACCUGCAGUCCACCUCCAAGGGGACAAAGCUGGGACUGAGUCGGACCUUCUCUCUCUCCCCUGGUUGGGUGUACCCAGUCAGCUGAGACGGUCAAUCUCAGAUGUCGGCAAAGAGGACAUGUUCAGUGACCUGGACUGGAUGGCCGAGAGGAUGGAUCUGAGCGAGUUCGACCUGGACUCUCUCAUAGGCUCUUGCAGCCCAACUGAAGAGUCCCCUGGCUCUCCAGAAGACCUCUUAGCCUCCCUGGAUUGCCCCAUGGAGCUUGAAUCCCUCCCAGUGCCCACUCCUGAGCUUCUCCCUGUUCCUCUAAGUCUACCUCCUCCUCCCACUCUCUGUUCAGAGCCGUCACCCAUAAUUGUGGAGGAAACAGAAUCCUUCAUUGAUGACCAAGAUGUUCCCUCCCCAGCCCUCGUUGUCCCCGAGCCACAAGAGGAGCUGGAAAUCAAAUCUGAGCCUGUGUCCCCAGACCCAUCUCCAUCUCCAUCUCCCUCCCCCUCCUCACCUGCUUACACCCUGGACCUGGGCAGUGAAGUAGACGUCUCAGAGAGUGAGGUGAAGCCUUUGGCAACUCCUGUCAUCCCUCAGGUCCAGAGGAUCGUACUCUCCCUUUCCCCAACUCGCAUCGUCUUCGUGCUCGCUCCUAAACAGGAGGUUCCCAUCGCCACAGUAACCACAACAGCCUCCCCUCCACCAAGAUCUUCCAGAAGCAGACCCUACCCUGAGCCUGCAUAUGAAGCUUGUACACCUUCUACCAGUGCCACCAGUGUCAAAAUAAAGGGUACUGGUGGAGACGGAAGGGCAGUUUUGAAGGCACCAAAGGCCAAGAAACUGAAGAAGAUGGAGCAGAAUAAGACUGCCGCCACUCGUUACCGGCAGAAGAAGAGAGCCGAGCAUGAGUCACUCAGCGGAGAGCACACAUUGCUGGAGAGGAAAAACAUGGAGCUGAAGGAGAAGGCUGAGUCCAUGGCCAGGGAGAUUGAGUACCUGAAGGAGCUGAUGGAGGAGGUCCGCUCGGCCAGGGUCCAAAAAGGUCUCAGCGCUGACCCCUAGUGGUCAGACUGAAAAAAGGACAGAUUUGUGUGUGUGUAAAAGAGAGCAACCAUGAAAUUAAGUCUUUCUUGCAAACAAGUAUCAGUAAAAAUUUGUGUAAUUUCCACACAGCAUGUCUUUAACAUGAUAUAUCUUUUUCAGAUAUCGAGCACAGGUAUUAAAUCUAAAAUACUUUUGUUACUAGAGAACUUCUCUUGAAAGUAUUUUCAACUCCGUAUAAAAGCUUGUGUGCA